Necator americanus (New World hookworm) is the source of this 396-nucleotide messenger RNA. RefSeq lists its product as uncharacterized. The record is from RefSeq and is a predicted model, not a curated record. Lineage: Eukaryota; Metazoa; Nematoda; Chromadorea; Rhabditida; Ancylostomatidae. The transcript has 5 exons. Bases 1 to 396 code for a protein of 131 amino acids.
AUGGGAAUCUCAUUGGUGUACCUGGUGUACCUAGAAAAACCAGUAGAGUUGUUGUUUACGACUAAAUUGGAAACUGACACAGAGCAGUUUUCCACCAAGUUUGAUGACGAUGACGGUCCUGACGUCUUUGUUUUCUUCAAGGAAACCAUGGAACAGUUCGAAAGAUCUGAACCUGAACUAUUUGCUGGAAUGGUUGGAAAUCUUUCUCCACAGGUAGCAGAAUCUUUGCAAAACCUUAUCAAGGUUUGUGAACAACAUGUGAGAUCAGAGGAAUCAAAGCGUGUCGAGCAAGCAGGAGGAUACAACUUCAACCCUGCUGCAGCUAAAUCUUACGAGUUUUCGUUCUACAAUUUCUCUUCGCCGGAGGCUUAUGUGGUACCUAGCGCAGCCUUGUGA